Molecule: messenger RNA, 1968 nt
Organism: Chroicocephalus ridibundus (black-headed gull)
Lineage: Eukaryota; Metazoa; Chordata; Aves; Charadriiformes; Laridae
Gene: CERKL
Product: ceramide kinase like
Exons: 15
Coding region: 450-1916 (488 amino acids)
Biological process (GO): phosphorylation; sphingolipid metabolic process
Molecular function (GO): lipid kinase activity
Source: RefSeq, a predicted model, not a curated record
GCGGCGGCCCCGCCGGCCGAGGCGGGAGAGGAGCCGCUCCUCAGGGGCAUCUUCGAGAUCAGCAAGAGGAGCUGCGACGUGGUGCUGAGCGCCCGGCGGCUCCGUUGGAGCCCCAUCCUGCCCGAGAGCCCCACAGAUAAGGCGAUGCUCUGCUUUAUUCAUCUCCCGUGCCUGCCUGGCGAGUGAGGGACUGGGUGGCUGGGUGCUUGCCCGAUUCUGCAUCAUCAGGCAGUUGGCACACCAGCAACGAGCCAGACGUAGCUGGUGCUGAUAUUUUGGCUGCGGAACAGGCCAAUUGAAGAAAGAUAGGUAGGAAUCGAGGAGCGAUCAAGAAUACUGCCGUGGGGAAACACAUACAAAAUCUGAUGAAUAGCUUGGCCACCUGAAAUCUGAGACUGCUGCCUACUUUCUUUGUCUGCGGCUGUUUCUCUCCUUGGACUGCGUGUAGAAUGUGGUUCUGUAGCACCUUGCGUGAGAUAGUUGUUGGGAUCAUGGUGUCUAAUGGGGUCUUCUGCUAUGGUGAUUCCAGUACGGUUUUACAGGCUCAAGAGGAGAUUAUUGAAAUGAAAGAUGUAUUUUCAGUAAAACUGAAACGUCGUCGUUUUGCAGGGCAGAAAAAUGGUGGUACUUUGUUGGGUAUCACAAUUUUUAAAUGCUUGAAUAAAGAAGGGAAUAAACUAACAGACUGUGCUGUCCAUUUAAAUAACUUAAGUGAAGAUCAUUGUCAAUCGUGGUUUAGACAUCUAAAGGAAAUUUUGAAUGGCUUUCAAAAUAGACCAAAAUCCUUAAAAGUGUUUGUUAAUCCAAGCAGCCACAAAAGAGAAGCCGCUCAUGUUUAUUAUGAACAAGUCGCACCUCUUUUUAGGCUUGCUGACAUCAAAACUGAUGUCACAGUAACUGAAUAUGAAGGACAUGCUCUCGCAGUACUUAAAGAAUGUGAACUCCAGGCAUUUGAUGGGGUAGUUUGUGUCGGUGGAGACGGAUCUGUCAGCGAAGUUGCUCACGGUCUACUCCUUAGAGCCCAGAUAGAUGCUGGAAAAGACACAGACUAUAUACCAACGCCUGUCAGAGCACCGGUUCCUCUUGGAGUAAUACCAGCAGGUACUACUAACAUUUUGGCCCACACUCUCUACGGUAUUAAGCAUGCAGUGACUGCAACGUUGCACAUUGUAAUGGGACACAUUCAACCAGUGGACGUCUGUACUUUCAGUACUCCAAGCAAGCUUUUGCGGUUUGGGUUCUCAGCUAUGUUUGGUUUUGGUGCAAGGACUCUGGCUUUGGCUGAAAAACACCGUUGGAUGCCCUCCAGUCAGCGGAAGGAUUUUGCUUUUAUCAAAACACUGGCCGAUCUCAAGCCAGAAGAAUGUGAAUUAUCGUUUCUACCUCUACAGAUUCCACAGGAAGACUCUCAUGAGGAUGACAGAAAGAAGAAAGAGAAGAUUAAAAAAAAGGGUAGCAAGGAUCAAUGGCACAAAAUUCAGGGUCACUUCCUGAAUGUGAGCAUUAUGGCAAUCCCUUGUCUGUGUUCAAUGGCACCGAGAGGCUUGGCACCUAAUACGAGGUUAAAUAAUGGAAGCAUGGCUCUUAUUCUUGUACAAAAUACUUCUCGAACAGAGUUUAUAAAACAUCUGAAAAGAUAUGCCAGCGUAAAAAAUCAGUUCAAUUUUCCCUUUGUUGAGACCUACACGGUUCAAGAAGUAAAAGUACAACCAAGGCCUAAAAAUGGGCUUGAUGCCAAAGAAAAUACGCAUUUGAAUCCUGCUUCUGCAGAAGGAAAUUACCCUUGGAAUAUAGAUGGAGACUUAAUGAAAGAAGCAUCAGAAGUUCACAUUCGGGUCCAUCCUCAACUUAUUAAUCUCUACGGAGUGGACACUGAUGACCUGGAGAGUUCCCAAGCAACGUGCAAUUGCAUAUAGAAGGGACACGCUGCAAGUUCAGUGUUAAAGAAUCCUUUUCUCACCUCUCUGC